AUGAGUGAGCCUACACAGAUUUCGUUUUCGACGAUCGACGAGGCCGUCAAGGCACUGAGCGAAGGCGGCCUGGUGGUGGUCAUGGACGACGAGGACCGCGAGAACGAGGGCGACCUCCUCCUCGCCGCGCGCCACGCCACGCCCGCCAACGUCGCCUUUGUCCUGCGCCACUCCACCGGCAUCCUGUGCGCCCCCAUGCCCGCCGCCACUGCCGACGCGCUCGACCUUCCGCCCAUGGUCGACUCCAACACCUGCCCCAAGGGCACCGCCUUCACGGUCACCGUCGACGUGCGCGACGGGACCACGACCGGCGUGAGCGCGGCCGAUCGCGCCGCCACGUUCCGCGCGCUGGCCGACGGCUCGGGCGCGACGACGGCCGACGACUUCAUCCGGCCGGGCCACGUCUUCCCCCUGCGGGCGCGGCCCGGCGGCGUGCGCACGCGGCGAGGACACACCGAGGCCGCCGUCGACCUAUGCGAGCUCGCCGGCAUCUACCCACCUGUCGGUGUGAUUGGAGAGAUCAUGGACAAGGACUCGGGGGAGAUGAAGCGACUGCAGGGCUGCUACGAGUUGGCGCGCGACCACAACCUGCCCAUCAUCACCGUCGAGCAGCUCGUGCGCUAUCUCGACGCCCGCGACGCCGCCGCCGCAGCGCAGCAGUCCGAGGAGGUGAGGCUGGUGGCCGAGUGCACGGUGCCGAUCGAGCGCAGCGGGGCCUAUCUGGGCGAGUGGCAGAUGAAGGUCUACGCCGGCGAGAAGAAGGGCCAGCACGACGAGCCGCACAGCCACAUCAUCGCGCUGGUCAAGGGCGACGUGACGGCCGACGACGGCCGCGCAGUGCUGGCGCGGGUCCACAGCGAGUGUUUCACCGGCAACACGAUCGGCAGCAUGCGGUGCGACUGCAACGACCAACUCACCGAGGCCCUCAAGAUGGUGGCCGAUGCCGGGCGCGGCGUGGUGCUGUACGUCCAGGGCCACGAGGGCCGCGGCAUCGGCCUGGUCAACAAAAUCAAGGCUUACAAGCUCCAGACCGAGGAGCGGCUGAACACGUACGAGGCGAACACGGCACUCGGGCUGCCGGUGGACGAGCGCAGCUACGAGACGUCGCGCGCCAUCUUUGCGCACCUGGGCAUCCGCACGCUGCGGCUCAUCACCAACAACCCGUCCAAGAUCGACGCGCUGCGGGGCAUGGUGGCCGACAGCGUGCCGCUGCUCUCGCCCGUCAACGAGCACAACGCCGGCUACCUCAAGGCCAAGCGCGACAUGGAGCAGCAGCUCAGCACCCUCAAGCGCUCGACCGACAGCGCCGGCACCCACCGGCAGCUCAAGCGAUCGAUCAAGAGCAUUCUCGACGAGCACCCGGCGUCGGGCGUGGCGGCGGCCAAGGAAUCGGGGGUCUCGGCGGCGGUCAGUGCGGCACUGCUGGAGGAGGCGCAGGCGUUCAACGCCUACGCGGCGGCGCCGUCGGUGGCGCUGGGCGCCGGCUGCUCGAUCGAGACGUCGCACAUCACCAAGGAGAUGCCGCUCACCAUCCCCGACCACGUCGACACCACCCGGCUCCGAGUCGGCAUCGUCCGCACCCUGUGGAACGAGGGCUUCGUCGGCCCGCUGACGGCUGGCUGCAAGAAGGGUUUGGCGGCGGCGGGCGUGCCGGAGAAGAACGUGGUCGAAGUAUCGGUGCCGGGCUCGUUCGAGCUGCCCUACGCCGCACUGAGCCUGGCCCAGUCGGGCAAGGUCGAUGCCGUCGUGGCGCUGGGCGUGCUGAUCAAGGGCGAGACGGCCCACUUUGAGAACAUCUCGGCCGCGUGCGCCAACGGCCUGAUGGAGGCCGGCCUCAAGACGGGCGUGCCAGUGCUCUACGGCGUGCUCAACUGCUACACGACGGACCAGGCCAAGGCCCGGUGUCUGGCCCCCAGCCAGCUGCCCAUGUCGCUGGGCCUCUCCGCCGUGCGCAUGGCCGCACUCAAAACCAACGCCUUGUAA
This is a messenger RNA of Acanthamoeba castellanii str. Neff, 1983 nucleotides long. RefSeq names its product 3,4dihydroxy-2-butanone-4-phosphate synthase. The record is from RefSeq and is a predicted model, not a curated record. Gene Ontology annotation, molecular function: GTP cyclohydrolase II activity; 3,4-dihydroxy-2-butanone-4-phosphate synthase activity; 6,7-dimethyl-8-ribityllumazine synthase activity. Gene Ontology annotation, biological process: riboflavin biosynthetic process. Bases 1 to 1983 code for a protein of 660 amino acids. Gene Ontology annotation, cellular component: cytosol; riboflavin synthase complex. The transcript has 4 exons. NCBI's taxonomy places the organism in Eukaryota, Discosea, Longamoebia, Acanthamoebidae.